This is a messenger RNA of Bubalus bubalis (water buffalo), 3940 nucleotides long. It is a transcript of the gene SLC25A34, whose product is annotated as solute carrier family 25 member 34. The transcript is spliced from 5 exons. The coding region runs from base 1461 to 2375 and encodes 304 amino acids. Lineage: Eukaryota; Metazoa; Chordata; Mammalia; Artiodactyla; Bovidae. The record is from RefSeq and is a predicted model, not a curated record.
CGGAAGAGUUCAAGCACUGGGAGCUUCUGGGCCUCACCUUUGCCCUCCCUCCUGUUUCCUGCAGUGGCUGGGUGGGUGGGGCAGCCACCAGCUCCAGUCUCAGGACUUGUCUGCACUCCCAGGGCAGGGCACUCCUCCCCUCCUCCCCAGCUGUGGGGCCUGAGCACCCGCCACUCAGGAUAAACCCAGGAGAACCCAAGCUGUCCCCAAGACCUCUUGUUGGCUACUACCCUGGGGCUGGCCAGCAGAUGCCCAGCCUGCCCGGUCUGGGAGGAGCUCCUCAGCCCUUAAGCCCCUCAGCACUGUGGCCUCCAGGGCUUCAGGAGGAACAGGGUGGACACGUGGAAGAGGCAGGCGUGGAGGCCAUGAAGGCGGAGUUCUGGGCAGCAUGGCCCUGCCUUUGGUUUUGAUUGGAACUUGGUGAUACGGGGUGGCUCUGUCAGGAGAAAGGUCCCCUGGAGCAGAGGUUGAGAUGGACACGGUGGUGCUGGCUCCCCACUGAGCAGCCUGGCACAGUAGUGCCCAGAGAUGGGAGGCUCCAUCUCACCAGACACCAGGGGCCAUUUCCAUGCCUGGGCCUCUGCUCCAGAGAACCACAGCCCAGGAGCGGCCCCACCAGGAAGAGGGGCAGGACUAGGAGGGCAAGUCCUGGCCAGGUGAGCAACCAAAGCCACAAAGUCACUCGGUGAGACACAGCGGCUCUUAUUUUCCCAUCUCCUACCCACCCAGGGCGAUUGGGUGAAGUACUGUGCCAGGAGUUCUUUACACAUCUAUAAUUCUUCAAGGAACUUCUGCAGUGGGUAUCCAUACCCCGACCUUAAAAAUGGAGAGACUGAAGCUCAAAGAAAGGAAGUACUUGCUUGAGUCACAUGUAACAGUGGAGCCUGGGAUUUCAGACCAGUUUCACAGGCCUCUGGAGCCCUCUGCUGUGGCAGCAGUGGGAGGAGCAGUGCUGAGAUGUGGAGAGAAGGUCCCAAGCAGCUGCCUCUUGCCCAGGGCCCCGAGCUGCAGCACCGGCCAAGCCAGAAGCUGCACCAGCCCUUUGCCCCGGGGCCAGAGAGAAGGCUGGAGGGCCAGAGAAGCAGAAGAGGCUUCUUGGUUGAUCAGCACUCUCUGCUUGCCCACAGUCUCCCUUGGGGCCCAGGUGACCUUUCCCCCAGAUCCCAGGGUCCAGGCCCUCCCCUGCAGGGAGGUGUGGGGGAUGGAGGCAGCUGGGAUUGGUUUGGAGCCGGCAGAGGCGUGUCCUGGGCUCCAAGGAAGGAGCAGAGCAGGUGGACUCCCGAGAUAGACCAGGAGCCGCCUGGCAGCCGGCGGCUUCUCUGACCCAGACCUCUGCCCUCCAAGACAUGGCCCCAGGCUCCCUCGAUCCCCAGCCCUGUGGCCUUGACGGGGUGAAAUCAGCCUAAGCACCACCACUCCAGGGCCUGUGCCCACGCCCCCUGGCCCCUGGCCCUGAGGCCAUGGAGACAGUGCCCCCAGCUGUGGACCUGGUGCUGGGUGCUUCAGCCUGUUGCCUGGCCUGUGUCUUCACCAACCCCCUGGAGGUAGUGAAGACGCGGCUGCAGCUUCAGGGGGAACUGCAGGCACGGGGCACCUACCCUCGGCUCUACCGGGGCUUUGUGGCCUCUGUCGUCGCGGUGGCUCGUGCAGAUGGGCUGUGCGGGCUGCAGAAGGGGCUGGCUGCCGGCCUUCUCUACCAGGGCCUCAUGAAUGGCGUCCGCUUCUACUGCUACAGCCUGGCGUGCCAGGCCGGCCUCAGCCAGCAACCAGGAGGCACCGUGGUUGCGGGAGCUGUGGCGGGGGCAUUGGGAGCCUUUGUGGGGAGCCCUGCUUACCUGGUCAAAACGCAGCUGCAGGCUCAGACGGUGGCCGCAAUGGCCGUGGGGCACCAACACCAUCACCAGAGCCUCUUGGGCGCCUUGAAGACCAUCUGGCGGCAGCAGGGCCUGGCAGGGCUGUGGCGGGGCGUGGGUGGGGCCGUGCCCCGGGUCAUGGUCGGCUCGGCCGCUCAGCUGGCCACCUUUGCCUCUGCCAAGGCCUGGGUGCAGGAGCAACAGUGGCUCCCAGAGGACAGCUGGCUGGUGGCCCUGGCCGGGGGCAUGAUCAGCAGCAUAGCUGUGGUUGCUGUCAUGACCCCCUUCGACGUGGUCAGCACGCGGCUGUAUAAUCAGCCAGUGGACGGGGCAGGCAGGGGCAAGCUAUAUGGCGGCCUCACCGACUGCCUGGUGAAGAUCUGGCGGCAGGAGGGCCCCCUGGCGCUCUACAAGGGUCUGGGCCCCGUCUACCUGCGCCUGGGCCCCCACACCAUUCUAAGCAUGCUCUUCUGGGAUGAACUCCGGAAACUGGUCGGGCGGGACCAGUACCAGGGCAGAUAGGCGGUGUCCUUCACCCCAGCACAGCCAGCCACUUGGCAGGUCGUGAUGGCCCGCCACAGCUGGGAAUGGCUGUUCCAUAGCCAGCCCAGGCCCAGGCCCUGCCCCAGGUCCAGGAAGAGAGUGGUCAGACAGCUGUGGUCAACCCAGCCCCUGGGCCCACCAAGGGCCAGCGGACCCACCUGGAAUCACCACCCACUCCGUUCUCCAGAAAGUGUUCAUCCUUCUCUGUCCCAGGUUACCUUAUCCCAGAGCCUUACUCGUCACAAUAACCACUCCAAGGUGUGAACAGCGCUGUGAGCUGGGUCACAUACAAUAUCAACUUGCUUACACGGUGAAAGUGAAAGUGAAGUCGCUCAGUCGUGUCCGACUCUUUGCAACCCCAUAGACUGUAACCUAUCAGGCUCCUCUGUCCAUGGGAUUUUCCAGGCAAUAGUACUGGAGUGGAUUGCCAUUUCCUUCUCCAGGGGAUUUUCCCAACCCAGGGCUUGAACCCGGGUCUCCCACAUUAUAGACAGACGCUUUACCGUCUAAGCCGCCAGGGAAGUCCUGGGAGGUAGUAAAAUUCUGUUACCAGUGAGGAAGUGGAGGCUCAGAGAGGUGAAGUGCUUUGACGAAAGCCACGUAGCUUUGAAGGGUCAGAGCUGGAACUGGAACUCACCUCUGCCCACCCCCAACCUGUGUGCCCUUGGUGAGAGCCAGGACCAUGGGGGCCGGAGUGCCCCUGAGGGAUCACUGCACACGUGGGGAGGUCCUGGGGAACACCGUGAGGCACUGGGGCCAUCAUCUGUGUUAGUCUGCCAAGGCCACCAUUACAGAGCUCCUCAGACUAGGCAGCUUAAACAACAGAAUGUUCUUUUCUCACAGUUCUGGAGACUACAUGUCCAGGGGUCGGCAGGCUUGGUUUCCUCUGAGGCCUCCUUUCUUGGCAUGUAGACACCUGUCUUCUCCCAGGGUCCCCACACUGUCUUCCCUCUUUGUGUCUGGGUCCUAAUCCCCUCUUAAAAGAACACCAGUUAUAUUGGAUUAGGCCUCACGCUAAUGACCUCACGUUAACUUAAUUACUUCCUUAAAGACCCCAUCUCCAAAUACAGUCACCUUCUGAAGUUAGAACUUCCCUACAGGAAUCUGGGGUGGGGGAGGGGACACAACACAGCCCCUCAACUAAGGGCUUUUACUGAGGGUCUCCUAGACGCCCAGCACUGUGGGCAUUUGCACAGAUUCUCAUGACAAUUCUGAAAGGUCGCUCUUGAUAUGCCCAUUAUUCAGAUGACCAGACUGAGGUCCCAGGAAAGGAAGCGACUUCCCCAAAGUAGUAGAGCUGGGUAUCCUCAUCCCAGACCCUUUCCUUUGUCCAAGCUGCAGCCACACUCCCCCCCAUGGGCGUGUCCCUAAGGCACUGACCUUUGUGCUACAGAAGUGGGCACUGAGUGCCUGAAGAGGCAGGACUGGCUGAGGUCAAGUGGCCUGAACUGCCUUCCCCGCACACCCCAUGUCUGCAAAGAGCUGCUCCCCAGACGCAGCCCUACUGCACACUCCAAACCAAUAAAGUUUUUCUAUUUUGUCUA